Messenger RNA from Plasmodium reichenowi, 1122 nucleotides. Its product is annotated as blood stage antigen 41-3 precursor. The coding region runs from base 1 to 1122 and encodes 373 amino acids. The record is from RefSeq and is a predicted model, not a curated record. The transcript has 9 exons. NCBI's taxonomy places the organism in Eukaryota, Apicomplexa, Aconoidasida, Haemosporida, Plasmodiidae.
AUGUUGUUACGACAUAAUUCCUUCUGUAUUUGUAUCAUUUUGGUGUUGUGUUCUGUUCAAAGAUGUUUAUCUGAUGAACAAAAUAUAAAUGAUUGGCCUAUAGACUUUGAAUAUAAUUCUAAGUCUUUACCAUCAAUAGAAGUUAAAUUAAGUCCUCCAGAAAAUCCGUUACCACAAGUUUCUGCAGAAAUUAAAAUUUUGGAAUCUGCAAGACUUAAAUUGGAAGAGGGAAUGAUGCAAAAACUCGAAGAUGAAUAUAAUAAGUCCUUGUCCAUGGCAAAGCUGAAAAUAAAAGAUACGGUUGAAAAUUCAUUAAGCAUUUUUAAUGACCCAAAUAUUUUAAGUUCUGUUAUUUCUAAUUCAGUAAAAAUUUUAAAAAAAAAGAAAAAUUUAAGAAAAAUAAAGGAAACCACUGAUGAAGAGAAAACUUCAGAGAAUGUUUCUCAAAUGUAUGAAAGAAAAGGUGGACCAUUACCACCACCCGAACUUAGAAAACACACAUUAUUCUUAGAGCAAAAUUAUUUAAACAAAACAAUUCCUUCUGUAAAAAUAUCGUUAACUGAAAUAAGUGAACCUAGCAUUUUAAUAAAGGAAAAAAUUGAAGAAAUAGAACAAUACAGAACAGAUGAAGAAGUAACUAUGUUUGAAACGGCUAUAUCUGAAUUAGAUAUAUUGACAGAUAUAACAAUGCUAGAAUUAGAAAAACAAAUGCAACUUCAAUUGAAUCCAUUUUUAGUUGAUAAACAGAUUGUACAUAGAAGCUUGGAGAAAGAGUUGAAGGAAAUGGGAAAAGCCGAAGAAAGGGAAAAAAAAAGUUCUCAAACUCAGUCAUCAUUUUUAGAGCAAGAAGAAAAUGAAAAUACAGGAAAUAUCUUAAAUGUAAAAAUAAGCCAAACGGAUUAUAGUUAUCCAACUAUAGAUGAAUUGGUUAUGCAAAUGCAAAAAAAAAGGGACAUUACGGAAAAAUUAGAAAGACAAAAAAUUUUAGAAUUACAAAUGAAAUUAUUAAAAGCACAAAGUGAAAUGAUAAAGGAUGCUCUACAUUUUUCUAUUUCAAAGGUUAUAGCUCAAUAUUCACCCAUAGUCGAAACAUUAAAAUUACAGACUUUGAAAAAUUUUUAG